AUGAAAAACUCCACGAACCCUAUCGUGGAAUUUAUGGAAAAUCCAUACAGGUAUUGGACCGACGACUAUGUCACAAGUCACGUGGGCUUCUUGAGAAACGGCAUGAUGUAUGAGUACGGAUUCCCAGAUGAUAGAACUGAUCUCAGGAACAAAGACAGAUUUAUUGCUGAGUACAUCGGGUUCUUGGAACAGAAAUUUGAUUUUGUAAUCGUCUUAGAAAUGUUUGAUGAAAGUUUGGUGUUACUACGCCGCUUGCUAUGCUGGGAUAUGGACGACAUCUUGUAUGCUGUAAGAAACAAACGGGAAUAUGAAUACAAAAACGUGAACAAUGAAAUUACUAUGAAGAAACAUGGGAUGUGGAGCAAAGCUGACUAUCAGUUAUAUAACCACUUCUUUACCAAGUUACGGAACACUGUUUUGUUGCAAGGGUCAGGCUUUUAUCGUGAGGUGUCGCUCUUCCGUCGAGCAAUCGCGGCACUGAGCAAAUGUAAGCUUGAGCAUUUUAAGGAUUGGAAAAAAGAACUCAGCAGUAAAGUAUCGGGCAUAUAUUCCCAUUGUUAA
Messenger RNA from Lingula anatina, 561 nucleotides. RefSeq names its product galactosylceramide sulfotransferase-like. The record is from RefSeq and is a predicted model, not a curated record. NCBI's taxonomy places the organism in Eukaryota, Metazoa, Brachiopoda, Lingulata, Lingulida, Lingulidae.